AUGGAUUCAGAAACCAACCCUGCUAGCACCACUUCAAUUCAUGAGAUAGAUAACCAUUCCACAAGAUUACCCUUCCCAGAACCUCAAGAGCAAGAAUCGGAAUUAUCUCGCAACAUCAUAAACGACCAUCCCCUAGCUCGUAGAUCUUCAAGAACCAGGAAAACUCCUGAUUACCUGGAAGACUACGUCUCCGCAGCCACUGCUGAUAGAAGUGGAAACGAUGCGACACCUUCUUCACAGAAGAAAGUGUUUCGUGGGCGUCUAUCGGUUGUCUGCAUACCAAGCAUACUUUUAGGAACCGAUGUGGCGGUGGCAGCAGAGACUGGUAGUGGCAAAACUCAUGGCCACUUAAUUCCUCUUAUAAAUAAGCUAUGUGGGACAUCAGAUGUACCGGAAAGUGAACUAGGUGAUCAUAAACUGAAGAAGCAUCGCCAGCUUUCUCUUGUUCUCUGCCCAAAUGCAAUGCUUUUGGGUCGUACAGCUAGAGCAGGUCAACCUGGCCUUGUUACAAGCCUGUAUACAGAAGCAAACCGUGAUGUCGUUUCUGCAGUUCGUCAGGCUGAGAAGCUGGGUCUGACCAUGGUUUCAGUAAAUGCAGUGAUGCUUCAUCCAUUCUCCUGGCAGUUACAGCAUGAUGGUGGUGUAUAUAGAGGCGAAUUAAGUUUCAUGAACCUGGUGUACAAGGCUCCUACUAUAUAG
Messenger RNA from Fraxinus pennsylvanica, 699 nucleotides. The record is from the annotation of a GenBank genome assembly. Lineage: Eukaryota; Viridiplantae; Streptophyta; Magnoliopsida; Lamiales; Oleaceae.